GGGAAAGUGCUGUCGACCCUAAAACUGGGUUGAAAUGGCUGGAAAUGAGAAAUGGAUUUGAUUUCUAGUGGAUCAGUUAUUUGCUGGGUGUUGGAUAUUAUUAUUUAUUACUAUUGAUAUUAUGUGGGUUAAGUGGGUGCCAUAAGGUGAUUGUUGUGUUUCUUUGAUAACAUUUGGGGGGUCUCAUCUGUGGGUGCAUAGUGAUUGGGGUGCCUGUGUGGGUGCAUAGUGAUUGGGGUGCCUGUGUGGGUGCAUAGUGAUUGGGGUGCUUGUGUGGGUGCAUAGUGAUCAGGGUGCUUGUGUGGGUGCAUAGUGAUCAGGGUGCAUAGUGAUCAGGGUGCUGGUGUGGGUGCAUAAUGAUCAGGGUGCUGGUGUGGGUGCAUAGUGAUCAGGGUGCUGGUGUGGGUGCAUAGUGAUCAGGGUGCCUGAAUGGGUUACAGGAAGCCCUUCUGAUUGGGAGGGGGGGUAACAACCAUCAUUUCCUCCCCCCCCCCUUGCAGGCAGAGUUCAGUUGUGUUUGCAGAGAGAGGGGAGGGGGCGUGGCCCAGCUCUGGGUUAAUUUGCAUACUAAUAGGGGAUUAGCAUUUGUGAGCCCCCAGAGGCCCAUAUAUAUCCAGACUCCCAGCAAGAAGUCAGUCAUUCUGCAGCCACAGGCAAAGCAACUCACCUGCUCCUUCCAGAGACACUUGGACUAAUCUCCUGCACCCCCAGAGGAAACAUGUUACACAGCCCUGUGUUCCCCGCAUUUGGCCACCACCUGGCAGACUACCCAGCCAUGCCCCUCGCCACGGACUUGCCCAGGACCCCAAAAUCUUCCUUCAACAUUGACUCCAUCCUCUCCAGAACAGACAGACCUGCCUCCAAAGUCUCCAUGGAGAUGCCCAGCUGGCAGCCCCCUUCUCCCCCCUUCCACUACUCCUAUGGCAUGGUGCCCUACCCACCCAUGUGGCUCAUCAAACCCACAGUGGGCUACCCCAACAUGGCACAAGCGCAGCCAAUGAGGAUGCCCAGGGGAGAAUGUCUGUGCCCAGACCCUGCCUGUAAACACAGAGGAUUGUCCUACUCCCACUGCCCCAAUGGUGCCUUGAACCCCCUCUCAUGGAGGACAGGACCCUGCAAGUUAAAGAGGAUCCGCACAGUGUUCACCCCAGAGCAGCUGGAGAGGCUGGAGAAGGAGUUUCUCAAACAGCAAUACAUGGUUGGCACUGAAAGGGUGGACCUGGCAUCUACAUUGAACCUCACAGAAACACAGGUGAAAGUCUGGUUCCAGAACCGACGCAUCAAGUGGAGGAAGCAGAGUCUGGAGCAGAAGAAGGCCAAGUUGUCCCAAUUUGGGGUGAUCCUGGCCGACAGCUCAGAUCACACUGAUGACAGCAGAGAGACAGAGGAAGAGGAGGAUGAUGUAGAUGUGGAACUGUAGUCUAUUGAACAUAGACUAGAACUUGCUAAGCAUCAUGGGUAGUUUCAGCAAAACCCCCCCAAAAAGAGCACUACAGUCAAGAAGAUGGCAUUGGACUAAGCCAAAUACUUGGUGACUGAACAUUCAAAAAAAACCUCUGACUUUCCAUGGACAGUGAGGGUAGGGUUAAUUCUUCAUAAACGUCUCUUUAACCCAUUACUGGGGCACCUUACACGGCACUGAGCCAGCACUUGGGUGUAUUGGAUUAUGGACUGGAGAGAUCAGGGAAGAGGAUUGGGUGAUGCUGCACGGACAAUCCAUAGGCGCUGUACCUUUAAACUGGGCUUUGGGAGAGUGGUGGCUAUUGAGACUGGGGUGCCCCAGCCUGCCCUUGCAAUCUCUUUGAUCACAUUUUGGGUGCUGCUGAUAAUCAUCCAAGUUGAAAAUCCAAAUGUACUUUUUUUUUGCCUUAAUAUUUAUAGUAACUGUGUUACUUCCACAGUCCUGAUGCCUUGUACUGCGCCUCCCCCCCUGGCACUCAGUGGGCUAGUCCUCAGCCCUUCAUGCUCCUGUGUGUAUAUACUAUAUAUGUCAUGCCAUGGGGGUGUCUGCCAGCGCUCAGGAUACUGAUCAUAUGACUUUCUGUACAUGAAUGUAUUAUUUAUACUGAUGCUGUUUGUUACUUAUUUAUUGGAUCUGAUUUUUUAUAUAAAGAUUUUUUUUUCUAUUUUACAU
Molecule: messenger RNA, 2134 nt
Organism: Xenopus laevis (African clawed frog)
Lineage: Eukaryota; Metazoa; Chordata; Amphibia; Anura; Pipidae
Gene: not.L
Product: notochord homeobox L homeolog
Biological process (GO): regulation of transcription by RNA polymerase II; regulation of DNA-templated transcription; central nervous system development
Cellular component (GO): nucleus
Molecular function (GO): DNA-binding transcription factor activity, RNA polymerase II-specific; DNA binding; RNA polymerase II cis-regulatory region sequence-specific DNA binding
Source: RefSeq, marked provisional